Molecule: messenger RNA, 75 nt
Organism: Sordaria macrospora k-hell
Lineage: Eukaryota; Fungi; Ascomycota; Sordariomycetes; Sordariales; Sordariaceae
Source: RefSeq, a predicted model, not a curated record
AUGCCUUCCACCGCUGCUUCCACCAAGGUCCCCCAGACCACCAUGAACUUCAACGGCUACUGCGUUGUUAUGUAA